Molecule: messenger RNA, 849 nt
Organism: Contarinia nasturtii (swede midge)
Lineage: Eukaryota; Metazoa; Arthropoda; Insecta; Diptera; Cecidomyiidae
Product: ras-like GTP-binding protein RhoL
Exons: 4
Coding region: 179-802 (207 amino acids)
Biological process (GO): small GTPase-mediated signal transduction
Molecular function (GO): GTPase activity; GTP binding
Source: RefSeq, a predicted model, not a curated record
AAAAAAGAUAAUCGUGCAUAAGAAACGCAUACAAGACUUGCUUAUCGUAAGCGUUCCGUGAAUUCUAUGACGCAUACUUAUUAUACACAGAUAGUAAAUGCUUUGACAAAAUAGAGACACAUUAUUCAUUUCUGUACUUCGGUCGUGUUAGAAGUUUGUUUUAUUUCUUCUUGCGAUUAUGGAUACAGCGUUUCGGGAGAAUAGAGAAAUGUCAGAGAAUAAAGAAGAGUUGGUGGUGAAAAAUAUUGUGUUUGUUGGUGAUGGGGCUGUGGGAAAGACAAGUAUUUUGUAUGCAUACAGUAACCAAGGUGAAUUUCGUAUAUCAUAUGUGCCAACGAUAUUUGAUCGCGACGAAACUGAACUCACAUUGGACAAUGUGAAACAUUUGGUAAAACUUCAUGAUACUGCGGGCCAGGAGGACUUCGAACGACUACGGAAAAUCGUUUACAAAGAAGCCGAUUGUUUUGUGCUUUGUUACAGUAUAUCCGAUCGAAAAUCAUUCAACAAUAUCUCAAACAAAUGGGAACCUGAACUACGUCCCUAUAAAAAACCAAUUGUACUUGUUGGCACAAAAAGUGACUUAACCGUUGGCAUAAAUAUUGUUCAAGAGGAAGAAGGUGAACGACUCAAGAGAAAGAUAAAUGCCAAUCAAUUUCUCGAAUGUUCGUCCAAACACAAUGAAAACAUCAAUGAAGUCAUUUAUGAGGCGAUUCGUGCUGCCGUCGUCGGUCCACCAGAACCACCCGAAACGAGCUGCUGUACAUCAAUAUUGAAAUGGUUUCGAUGCUUUAAUGACGAAUGAUAUUUUAAACGAUAAUAAAUAUUAAUAAAAUUUUUACUUGAAUUGGA